GGUUAAAUAAAGGUGAAAUAAAAAAUUUUAAAAAAGCUAUGGGCAGAACCUGUUCUUUAUCACAACAUAGCUUGUAAAGCAGUUAAGCCAACUGGAAAGGUGAGCGCUCAAAGCAAGCCCCUCCUGUAGACAGGUAAAAACGGAAUGUAAAUGAAUGUGUCCUUGUUUCAUAAUGAGUGUGUUAUAAAAAAGUGUGAAUCAGCCAUGACCUAAGUCAACCUCAGUGGGUGUGUGCCUUCCACUGUAGUCUCGCCCUUUGUGAAUCAGUAAAACUUUGUUAUUGAAGCUAUUGUGUACUUGCUAUUGUCACUGUCUCCUGGAGUUUGUCCCAAAUGGCACCCUAUUCUCUAUAUAAUACAUUACUUUUGACUUUUGCCCUAUGGACCCUGGUCAAGAGUAGUGCUCUAUUUAGGGAAUAGGGUUCCAUUUGAGAAACAGCCCAGGUGCAUUCCAUGCCCUGUUUGCUUGCUCCCCUCCCCACCCCGGGGAAUGCGACUGACUUCCUUGUAGAGCAGGGUUGUGGCUCACUCACUGCUGUCACCAAAGCAUGCAGCUCUCACUACCAUCCUGAGGGAGAUUCAAGGUGCUCAGGUGGAAUACUUUACCAGGAACCUAUAACUGACCAUAGGAUUCUCUUCUUGUUUAUGUUUUAAGUGUUGGAGGGAGAACCUGAGGAGGAUGUUGUACACAGAGUUUUUGCGGUUGUGGGAUGAGGCGGUAAAGGCAGUGGAUGCCAGAGACUGGCAGGGAGCCCUGUCUAAACUCAACCAGAUCACUGAACCUACCUCCCGGACUCUGUUUCUGACCGCCUCUGCUCACCUCGCCUUGGGGCAGCUGGAACCUGCCAUCCAGGCUCUAGACCAGACCAUAGCAAAGGAUGAGCGACUUGCAGUUGGCUUUUUCCAAAGAGCUGGAGCAUUCAUGAUGGCUAGCAGGCUGGAGGAGGCUCUGAAUGACUGUAUCUCAGCUCAGAAACACAUGAGAGGGAACAUGGUCAUUGAUUACAAACAGCUGGGGCUACGCUACAAGCUCUACAGUUGGCAGGUCUUGUAUAACGCAGCAGCUGCCCACUCUAGACUGGACCAGUUGGACAAAGCCCGGGACAUCCUGAUCUCAGCCUCCCAGGAGAAAGGAAGAGGGGGGCGAGGAGGGAACAUGGAGGUGGCUUUAGACAUGAUCUCUAGGGGAGAGGUGCUGCCUGUCCUCCUGGUGCCAGAGGGGCAGGUGUUCCGCCCCAGGAAACAGGACAUAGAACAGCUGGGAGAGAGAGACUUCCUGGGCAAACCAAAGGUCAUUUCCUCUAUGAUACCCAAUGAUGACUUUGGUGGAUUUGAACCGCUCAGGGUUCAGAAACCUGGAUACUACGAGCCCAAGGUGGAUAGAGUGGAGGAUUCUCGCUACAUGCGUCUGCGUACCCCCUACAUAUCCGGGGGCCCUGGUCAGCUGACUGUGCCAGGGGGAGCCAUGGUGUUUGUCUUCAGUGAUAUGGAAAGAGAUGGACUGGCCACGGUCAUACACGAUGGACAGAAAGGACUUGUCCCCAUGACACUGCUAGACCCAGUGGAUGUCAAGAAAUACAAAGGCAGAAGAAAUAAUAAAAGUAUUCCCAGUGGGAUCCCCCUCCCACCGGGCCUCAGGCCGCCCACUCGCCCACAGAACCAGCCCGGCCCCAUAGCAUCUCCUCAGGAGAGCCCAGUUAGACAGGCACCACCACCAUCCUAUGCCUCUGCCACACACUCACCAAACAGCUCCACCUCGCUACGCAAGUACACAUCCACAGUAGACAGCCCCACUGAACUGGAUCCCACUUUACCCCAGGGAGCAGAGGCUGGGUCUGUGGUGGUAAAGGUGCAUUACAGAUACACCGUGGCUCUGAGUGUCCCUUUAGGCACACCGUACGAUGAACUACAGGAGAGAAUUGCACACAAAUUGGGGCAGCCAGCCUCACACUUGCGCCUCAGACACAGGCAGCAUGGCUCCCAGGUGCUGAAGCCUCUGGAUGGGGAGGAGGGGCUCAGGGCCCUGCUGGAGGUGGCAGAGGCAGGCAGAACCACACUGUGGUGCCAGACUGAGGACCGCCUGGACAACCGUACCAUUCUCUACCAGAUGGUGGCACUGUAUGACUAUGCAGCAGACGGCCCAGAGGACUUGGAGUUCAGUGAGGGAGACUCUAUUGACAUUCUCAGUGAAGUCAACGAGGAGUGGCUGGAGGGACACUGUGCUGGUUACAUUGGCAUCUUCCCCAGCUGUUUUGCCUAUCGGGAAGAAGAGCUCUCCACAACCAGGGGUGCAACUUUCACUGCGGACGGGGGGGGUCAUGUCCCCCCCACAUUCUGAAAUUGCAUCUUUGCAAUGUGAUACAAAAAGAGGCAAUGGUGUGCUUUAGGACCAUGCCUCCGAGUGGUCAGGUAGGCUGUUUGGAGUGUUCAGCCAGCUGGAUUUAGGACCACUUGGAUACCACAGAGCGGGCUGACAGGCUGUCUGAAGGCAAAGCUUCUGGGAGGCUGGCUGGACCGGCACGGGAGAGUUGAGCAUAGUUCAGUGUGUAUGUUAGCUAGUACUGUAGCUACCACAUCUAGGUCAGUUCUAGCGUCUAGCUAUCUGUCAGAUAGUAAUAAUAGCCACCUCAUAUCGCUAUCUAACAGCAGUUGUUUGUAUGGAAAUGUUUUUUAGCCUUUGUUUUGUUCUGUUUCAACAGAAGGAAAGUGAACUUGCCUAGCUUUCGCCAGUUGAAGUACCGUUAAAAAGAGACAGUUGGCCAAAGGUUGGCUAAUGUUAGCUAUUAUUUUAGACUCAAUCACACUAGACCUCAAUCAAAUGAUGAAACCAUCAGCCAAAUGAUUGAAAAUUGAUAUUAUGAUGUUUUUUCAGUGCAAUGUGAGUUUUUAUUAGGCAGUAUGGCAAUGUAACUUUAUUGAUUUGUCAGUUUCCCUAGCUAAUUCCCUACUUUUCACACUGACACAGUAAUAAACAGCUCUAACAUUA
This is a messenger RNA of Salmo salar (Atlantic salmon), 2985 nucleotides long. RefSeq names its product neutrophil cytosol factor 2. Gene Ontology annotation, biological process: superoxide anion generation. Gene Ontology annotation, molecular function: protein binding; superoxide-generating NADPH oxidase activator activity. NCBI's taxonomy places the organism in Eukaryota, Metazoa, Chordata, Actinopteri, Salmoniformes, Salmonidae. The record is from RefSeq and is a predicted model, not a curated record.